Xylaria bambusicola is the source of this 1368-nucleotide messenger RNA. RefSeq lists its product as uncharacterized. Bases 93 to 1259 code for a protein of 388 amino acids. The transcript has 2 exons. Lineage: Eukaryota; Fungi; Ascomycota; Sordariomycetes; Xylariales; Xylariaceae. The record is from RefSeq and is a predicted model, not a curated record.
UGUAUCAAGAAAGACGCAAAAACAUCACUCCCCUACAUUUACUAUAAAUACAUAUAAGAAUCAGCUUGCCAUAGUUGUGUAGCACAAAAAUCAUGGAUCCUCACUCCCAUUUACGCGAGCAGCACCUCACUACCAGCCAGGGAUAUGCGCUUUCUAGUAUUCUUAAUCACAGCAAUGAUCUUGUUGACAAGGUAGUUGAUAUGGGUGAUAGAGUGAAGGGCACGGAAAACGAGUCUGAAAAGACUUCAAAACUGUUUAGGGCGAUCAAUGAAGAAGUAGGCAAGAGGCGCCUCUUCGUUUGCUGCGACGGCACCUGGGUGAAUGCUUCGGGUACCACCGCACCGCUGACGAACGUAGCGAGAUUCGCGCGCGCGAUCGAUCGAUUUGGCCUCAAUCAAGAGCAUCCAUUAAGCCCCGUUACUCAGGUGAUAUACUAUUCAGCCGGAAUAGGCUCCGAACCGGUUCUGAAGACAAGAGUGGACAGUAUCUACUCCGGCAUUACAGGAGCAGGGCUGGAAGAGGACAUCCUUAACGCCUACUGUUUCCUUUGCAACAACUACAACUUCAGCGCCCGAAACGACGAGAUCAUCCUCAUCGGCUUUUCACGAGGGGCUUUUACCGUCCGCUGUCUUGCUGAUUUCAUCAGCCAGGUGGGUCUGCUUCAGCGCAAGUCGCUGCCUUUCCUAUCUGUCUUGUUCCAGAGAUGGAUGGAUGCCAAAGAAGAAGAAGAUAGAAAAAGGAUGAAGUUGGAGAUCCGAAAGAUGAGUCAGGAGUUUUCUCUGCCGGUAAAGAUCACGGUGCUGGCUGAAUGGGACACCGUCAGCGCCAUCGGUCACGUGGGCUGGAGGAACAAGUUUUCCUUCAUGAAAGGGACGGUACCGGAGAAUGUCCAGAAUGCGUUUCUAGCGAUAGCUCUCAAUGAAAGGAGGGGUAGCUUCAUGCCGAUGCUAUACAGCAAGGCUCACCGUGGGACUAGUGUCGCGCAGUGCGCGUUCUGCGGAUGUCAUGGGGACAUUGGGGGUGGUAAUCUGGAUGCUGGGCUCUCUACUGUAUCUCUGUUAUGGAUGGCGGCGAAGGUGCAAGGAGCUUGCCAGGUCUCGUUUGAUAGGACAGCUCUCCUUCAGAUGGUCCAACCACCACGGCCUAACGCGAAGUGGUGGUAUGGAAGAAAGGAUCACGAGACAGAAGCUAUGAACUUGCUAUGGUCUAAAGGUAUGUCGCGUUGGCAACGGCGUCUCAGCAUAAAUUAUCUGGGCUAAACUAGAGUAGGUGACAUCAAUGAAAGUCUCCAAGGGGUUUGGUUGUUGCCACAUCUUCUCACACUUGGAUGGUCUAGCGGGUCUCGUAGGAGGCACUUUCGAAAGACAU